Sarcophilus harrisii (Tasmanian devil) is the source of this 3490-nucleotide messenger RNA. It is a transcript of the gene ALOXE3, whose product is annotated as arachidonate lipoxygenase 3. The transcript is spliced from 15 exons. The coding region runs from base 237 to 2372 and encodes 711 amino acids. NCBI's taxonomy places the organism in Eukaryota, Metazoa, Chordata, Mammalia, Dasyuromorphia, Dasyuridae. Gene Ontology annotation, molecular function: oxidoreductase activity, acting on single donors with incorporation of molecular oxygen, incorporation of two atoms of oxygen; iron ion binding; protein binding. Gene Ontology annotation, biological process: linoleic acid metabolic process; lipid oxidation. The record is from RefSeq and is a predicted model, not a curated record.
AGCAAAACGGGGUGUCAGAAAAUUGUAUGAGUGAGUCAUCUAGAGAGUGCUCAAGAAAGGAGACAGACUUCAAAAUCCAACUGUACUGCUUUCUGGAGAGCUCCAAAGAAUCUAAUUCAGAUCCCAACCUUAAUCUUUACUUCAAAGCAAACUAUUAACAUCCGCCCUAGCCUAGCCCUAUUCUUAAACCCAAUCGUGAUCAAUCCUGCUUUCUGCCUCCAAGCUCUCCUUGAAUCAUGGUGGUAUAUCGAGUGCGGGUGGCCACAGGCCCCUACUUUCUGGCUGGGACCCUGGAUUCCAUCUCUGUCACCCUGAUUGGCACAGAUGCUGAGAGCCCCAAGCAGCUGUUGGAUCAUAUUGGCAGGGACUUCACCCCAGGGGCUGUUCAGAAAUAUAAGGUAAACAGCUCCUGUGAGCUAGGGGAACUCCUCCUGGUUCGGCUACACAAAGAGCGAUUCUCCUUCUUCCCCAAAGACUCUUGGUACUGCAGUUAUAUCACAGUCACUGACCCCAGUGGAGUGGUCACCUGCUUUCCCUGCUACCAGUGGAUUGAAGGUUACUGCACAGUAGAGUUUCGGCCAGGCACAGGAAAAAUCAUCUGCCAUGAUUCCCUCCCUUUGCUCUUGGAUCAUCGGAAAAAGGAACUCAAAGCCAGGCAAGAAUGUUAUCGCUGGAAAAUCUACGCCCCUGGAUUUCCCAGAAUAGUGGAUGUCAACAGCUUUGAGGAGAUGGAAUCAGAUAGGAAAUUUGCUCUGACAAAGAUGACACCCUCUGAAGACCAGGGUUCCAGAAGUGGGAAUCGUUACCUGCCAGGCUUCCCCUCAAAGAUAGACAUCCCGUCCCUGUUACACAUGGAUCCAAAUAUUCGAUACUCAUUCACCAAGACGGCAUCUCUACUCUCCAAUGCUAUACCUGCGUCCUUAGGCAUGAAACUCCGUGGUCUCUUAGACAGAAAGGGUUCUUGGAAGAAGCUGGAUGACAUCAAAAAGAUCUUUUGGUGCCAUAAGACACCUACCUCAGAGUAUGUGACAGAGCAUUGGAAGGAGGACCACUUCUUUGGCUACCAGUACCUGAAUGGAGUGAAUCCUGUCAUGAUCCAUCGACUCUCCAGCCUGCCCAGCAACUUUCCUGUCACUGACCCCAUGGUGGCUCAUUCCCUAGGUCCCAGCACCUGUCUGCAGGCUGAGCUGGAGAAGGGAUCAAUUUUCCUGGCCGAUUACUGGAUCCUCAAGGAAGCUCCUGUGGGUCAUCUGAAUGGCAAGCCCCAGUAUGUGGCUGCCCCACUCUGCCUGCUUUGGCUCAACCCUCAGGGUGCUCUUUUGCCCUUGGCUAUCCAGCUCAGCCAGACUCCUGGUCCAGACAGUCCCAUAUUCCUGCCCAGCGACUCAGAAUGGGACUGGCUCUUGGCUAAGACCUGGGUGCGAAACUCAGAGUUCCUCAUCCAUGAGAACAAUACUCAUUUUCUCUGCACCCAUCUCCUCUGUGAGGCUUUUGCCAUGGCUACUCUGCGCCAGCUUCCCCUCUGCCAUCCCAUUUACAAGCUCCUGCUCCCUCAUACAAGAUACACACUCCAAGUGAAUACCAUUGCCAGGGCCACCCUGCUGAAUCCUGAUGGUCUGGUGGACAAGGUCACAUCCAUUGGGAGACGAGGACUCCUAUACCUGAUGAGUACAGGCCUAGCACAUUUUACCUACACCAUGUUCUGCCUCCCAGACAACCUGAAGGCCCGGGGGGUCCAGUGCAUCCCCAACUACUACUACCGAGAUGAUGGCAUGAAGAUAUGGGAAGCCAUUGAGAUCUUUGUCAAUGAAAUUGUGAAUUACUAUUAUCCCAGUGAUAUUUUUGUACAACGUGAUUCAGAGCUCCAGGCCUGGGUGGGCGAAAUUUUUACCCAGGCAUUCCUGGAGAGAAAAAAUUCAGGCUUUCCAAGCUGCCUGAGUACCACUGAAGAAUUGGUGAAAUUCCUCACUGCCAUCAUUUUCAACUGCUCUGCUCAGCAUGCUGCAGUCAAUAGUGGUCAGCAUGAUUUUGGAGCAUGGAUGCCCAAUGCUCCAUCAUCUAUGAGGAACCCUCCACUCCAAACCAAAGGGACAACCACUCUUAAGACUUACUUGGACACCAUCCCAGAAGUCAACAUAACUUGUAAUAAUCUCCUUCUCUUCUGGCUGGUCAGCCAAGAACCCAAGGACCAGAGGCCUUUGGGCACAUAUCCAGAUGAACAUUUCACAGAAGAAGUCCCCAGACAAAGUAUUGCUGCCUUCCAAAAUCGCCUGACCCAGAUCUCCCAGGACAUCCAGAAUCGGAACAAGACUCUGGCCCUACCUUACCGUUACUUAGACCCUCCCCUCAUUGAGAACAGUGUUUCCAUAUAGAGUACCCUACCUUUCUAUGCCUCUAUUAGCAAAUGAGAUCUCUGAAUGAUGGUCUCUCCAUCCUUCUCUAGUCCUUAAGAGAGAAAGACAGAAACUGGAGUAUUGCAAGAGCCAUUUCCCAACCCCAGGUCUAGUCGAUCUCUAAAGGUCAUUUUGUCUAGCCCCUUGUCUCUCAGCCAUUCAGUACUAGGUCUCUUCCCAUCACACGCUCCUCAGCACACACACAUACACACAGAUAGAUAUUCUAUUCUGCUCAGAAAGCUUCAUCAUCACUCUUAUGAAGUAAAUAGGAACAAUGGAUCUCCUAACUUGGAGUCUUCCUCUCUCCUGGCCCUGAAAUGUUCCCUCUCCCAACUUAGUUCUCUGUGCCUCUUCCCCCAUUUUAUCUCCUUUUCCUGCCAUAUUCUCCCUAUGUAGUCCUCCACUCAUAGUUCUGACCUCCUCAAGUGAAAUUCAGAUCAGUACUUGACAAUAUUCAACAUCACUACCAGUAAGAGAUAGAAAAGGGAUUGUUUUUCUAUGGAAUUUUAUUAAGUUGUCCAUUUUGACUCUUGGAUAUUCAGAGAAGAUCAGGAACUAGAUGGCUCAUAUCACCACAGUCCCUUGACUUGUCUGGUUUCUAGGGUUCUUGGAAGGCCACAAUAUUUGGACUCUGGAGAUCUCAUCAGCCAGAGUCUCUUCAUUAUCCACAUUCUCUCAGAUUUCCCAUCCAUCAGCCUUUGAGCCAAAGUGAUUUAAUAAAUUUUAAUGUGAUCAGCUUCCAUUUGGAUUUUGAGUUUUGGCAUGUUGCUUCGACAGAAAGGAUGUGUUAUACUUGGUUAGUUUUGUCUUUAGUGCUAAAACUAUUUUAAUACAAUGUGAAAAUUUCAGGGAACAAGCAAUUCCUUGGUAGGAAAAAUAUAGGAAUGCUACUCAGAAUCAGAAUCCAGCAUAGCACAACUGAACUCAGGAAUCUGGCUUCAAAAUUUUUUCAGAAUAUGCUUUACACUCCAAAGAUUAAUUCCUUUGGCCAGAUAGACUUUAAGGAAAUUGAGGUACUUUUUAUUUGGGUUCAAGUUUCAGUUGUUAAAUUCAAGUCUUAACUUCCUUAUUUUAAAAAUAAAAGUGAUUUAAAAAAA